GCGUCUUCUUCUCUAUUUUAACCCUUUUUCAUCGACUCUUCGCUUUUUAUAGGUUUGAUUUGUAUUAGUAAUCUUCUUCCUAAUCUUUUCCCUCAUUGAUCUGAAAUCGAAUGAUGGAUUAUUAUUCUACACCAAGCUUUUGAAAUAAGGAACCCUAUUUCUUUCAUCUAAUCCUCGAUUUCAUCAGAUUAAUGUUGUUUACAUUUGUGAAUGCGUGUUUGAAUUCUGAAUCCUGGGUUUGUGGAGUUGGAAUUGAGUCUGACAAGAAGAUUGGGUCUCAUAAUAUUGUUAUAAGCACUGAUUUGAUGAACGAUUUGAUAGCUGGUUCUUUUGGUUGAGACAUGUGAAUUAUGGUAUCUACAACAUUUAGGAGAAUUGUAUCGCCUUGUUGGAGACCUUUUGGUAUUGGAGAAGAUUCGAGUCCUGGUAGUGAUGAUGCUAAUGGCCGUCUCGAUGGUCUCUUGUGGUACAAAGAUUCUGGCAACCACAUCACUGGAGAGUUUUCUAUGGCAGUGGUUCAAGCUAACAACCUUCUUGAAGAUCAUAGCCAGUUAGAAUCUGGUCCUAUUAGUUUGCAUGAUUCUGGACCUGAGGCAACUUUUGUUGGUGUUUAUGAUGGUCAUGGAGGUCCCGAGGCUGCUCGGUUUGUAAACGAUAGGCUCUUUUAUAACAUCAAGAGGUACACAUCAGAACAGCGAGGGAUCUCACCUGAUGUUAUCACCAGAGGGUUUGUAGCAACAGAGGAGGAGUUUCUCGGUUUAGUGCAGGAGCAAUGGAAGAACAAGCCGCAGAUUGCUUCUGUGGGAGCUUGUUGUUUGGUGGGUAUUGUUUGUAAUGGAUUGUUGUAUGUUGCAAACGCAGGAGAUUCCCGGGUUGUGUUAGGGAAAGUCGCGAAUCCGUUUAAAGAGUUGAAAGCUGUUCAGCUGUCAACAGAGCAUAAUGCUAGUAUCGAAUCUGUGAGAGAGGAGUUACGUUUGUUGCAUCCUGAUGAUCCGAAUAUCGUGGUCUUGAAACACAAAGUUUGGCGUGUUAAAGGGAUUAUACAGGUUUCAAGAUCCAUUGGUGACGCAUACCUUAAAAGAGCGGAGUUUAAUCAAGAACCGCUAUUGCCUAAGUUUAGGGUUCCAGAACGUUUUGAAAAGCCGAUCAUGAGAGCGGAACCGACUAUAACAGUUCAUAAGAUUCACCCGGAAGAUCAGUUUCUUAUAUUUGCCUCGGAUGGUUUAUGGGAGCAUCUAAGCAACCAGGAAGCUGUUGAUAUCGUCAAUUCUUGUCCACGCAAUGGGGUGGCUCGGAAGUUAGUGAAAGCUGCAUUACAAGAAGCAGCAAAGAAGAGAGAGAUGAGGUAUUCGGAUUUGGAGAAGAUAGAACGUGGCAUCCGGCGACACUUUCACGACGAUAUAACCGUUAUUGUUGUCUUCCUCCACGCUACAAACUUCGCUACUCGAACUCCGAUAUCUGUCAAAGGAGUUAGCGUGUGCUUAUAUCCAUCGCUUGCGCUAUCCGCUAGAGAUUUCUCUCCUCCUUCCUCAUCAUCUCUCUAUCUUGAUCGGAAAAUUCUCCGACCAGGCUCCGGGAGGCGGUGGUGCAAAUCCAAUGGGAAACGUAGAACCGAACCAAAAUUGGCUAUUGUAGACUCAAGUCGAGUACCGGAGCUUGAUUCUUCUUCAGAACCAGUUCAAGUGUUCGAUGGAUCAACAAGGUUGUACAUAUCUUACACUUGCCCAUUUGCUCAGCGUGCGUGGAUUGCUCGAAACUACAAGGGUCUGCAAAACAAGAUAGAACUCGUACCGAUUGAUCUUAAAAACAGGCCUGCUUGGUAUAAGGAGAAAGUUUACUCGGCUAACAAGGUGCCUGCAUUAGAGCACAAUAACCGAGUAAUGGGAGAGAGCCUUGAUCUGAUUAAGUACAUUGACACCAAUUUUGAAGGGCCUUCACUUACACCCGAUGGUUUAGAGAAGCAAGAAGUAGCUGAGGAGUUACUCUCCUACACUGACUCCUUCUCCAAGGCUGUGAGAUCCGCAUUAAACGGCACUGACAGUAAUGCAGCAGAUGCUGCAUUUGAUUACAUCGAGCAGGCUCUGACCAAAUUCAAUGAAGGGCCUUUCUUUCUUGGCCAAUUUAGUUUGGUUGAUGUUGCAUAUGCUCCAUUCAUAGAGAGAUUUCAGCUUAUCUUAAGUGACGUGAUGAAUGUGGAUAUCACAUCUGGUCGGCCUAACCUUGCCCUUUGGAUUCAGGAGAUGAACAAGAUCGAAGCUUACACCGAAACCCGUCAAGAUCCACAAGAGCUAGUUGAAAGAUACAAGAGACGAGUCCAAGCAGAAGAACGUCUCUAACCAGAUGGUUAUCUGGAUUUCUCCAUUUACAAGGGUUCAGAAGAGUCAAAUGGGAAGAGAUAUUGUAACCAAAGUUGUUUUUAUAUAUUAUUAAAUUGUAUCGGUAAAA
Molecule: messenger RNA, 2445 nt
Organism: Arabidopsis arenosa
Lineage: Eukaryota; Viridiplantae; Streptophyta; Magnoliopsida; Brassicales; Brassicaceae
Source: the annotation of a GenBank genome assembly